GACCAGCCUCAGCCUAGCAGGCCUUAUCUCCAGCUGGUUAUUAUUUGAUGAAAGAGCCUUCCUCCUCCCGUGGUGUUUCAAAAACAUGCGGAGAGUCUUUGCUGUGGUGGGUGGGCUGUCUCUGAGGUUACUGCAGAACACCCAAAGUCCUCUGGCCGCGGGCCUACAGACAAGCACACAGAAGAGCUCCUUAUUCACCCGCAGCCUGGAACUGUCUUCUCCAGAAUCUUGAUCAGCUUUGCUAAUCAACGGAUUGGGAAGAAGUCCCCAAUCACCAGAGUCAAGGAUACAGGCAGCAGCGUGCUCCUCUUGUUGUGUGGUCGUUCUGCACCGGAAGCUGAUAGCUGAGGGCUGAAUUUUUAUUUUGUACAGAAGAACUGUCAUCCCAGGUGCAUUGCUUUACCGUUCUCUCCCUUUGAUCUAAUGGCACAUGAUACGGGAGUUACGCUUCGUGACAUGGAUGAACCUGGAGUGACGGUUAGCACAAUCGAUGUUUCUUACUUGCCAAAUUCAUCAGAGUACAGCCUUGGCCGCUGCAAACACACAAAUGAGGAGUGGGCUGAGUGUGGCUUUCGACCUACCUUCUUCAGAUCUGCAACCCUAAAAUGGAAAGAAAGCCUCAUGAGCCGUAAGAGGCCAUUUGUCGGAAGAUGUUGUUACUCCUGCACUCCCCAGAGCUGGGAAAAAUUUUUCAACCCCAGUAUCCCAUCUUUGGGUUUGCGGAAUGUUAUUUAUAUCAAUGAAACUCACACAAGGCACCGAGGAUGGCUUGCAAGACGUCUUUCUUAUGUCCUUUUUAUUCAAGAGCGGGAUGUGCAUAAGGGCAUGUUUGCCACCAAUGUGACAGAAAAUGUGCUGAACAGCAGCAGAGUGCAAGAGGCAAUUGCUGAGGUGGCUGCUGAAUUGAAUCCUGAUGGUUCUGCCCAGCAGCAAUCCAAAGCUGUCCAAAAAGUGAAAAAGAAAGCCAAAAAGAUCCUUCAAGAGAUGGUUGCCACUGUCUCACCGGGGAUGAUCAGACUGACUGGGUGGGUUCUGCUAAAACUGUUCAACAGCUUCUUCUGGAACAUUCAGAUUCACAAGGGUCAACUUGAGAUGGUUAAAGCUGCAACUGAGACAAAUUUGCCACUUAUAUUUCUGCCAGUCCAUAGAUCUCAUAUUGACUAUCUGCUACUCACUUUCAUUCUUUUCUGCCAUAACAUCAAAGCACCAUAUAUUGCUUCAGGCAAUAAUCUCAAUAUCCCAAUCUUCAGUACCUUGAUCCAUAAGCUUGGGGGCUUUUUCAUACGUCGGAGGCUUGAUGAAACGCCAGAUGGGCGGAAAGAUAUUCUCUAUAGAGCUCUGCUCCAUGGGCACAUAGUUGAGCUACUCCGGCAACAGCAGUUCUUGGAGAUUUUCCUGGAAGGCACACGGUCCAGGAGUGGGAGGACCUCCUGUGCUCGGGCAGGACUUUUGUCCGUGGUGGUCGACACUCUGUCUAGCAAUACAAUCCCAGACAUCUUGAUAAUACCUGUGGGAAUCUCCUACGAUCGGAUAAUUGAGGGUCACUACAAUGGCGAACAACUGGGCAAGCCUAAGAAGAAUGAGAGCCUUUGGAGUGUAGCAAGAGGUGUUAUUAGAAUGUUACGAAAAAACUAUGGAUAUGUCAGAGUGGAUUUUGCCCAACCGUUUUCCUUAAAGGAGUAUUUAGAAAGUCAGAAUCAGAAGCCCGUGUCUGCUCCCCUCACUCUGGAGCAAGCGUUGUUACCAGCUAUCCUUCCUGCAAGACCUAAUGAUGCUGCUGCUGAAGGCAUAGACAUGUCCAGCAACGAGGCCCGCAAUGCAGCGGAUGAAGCCUUCCGAAGAAGGCUGAUUGCAAAUCUGGCUGAGCACAUUCUGUUCACUGCUAGCAAGUCCUGUGCCAUCAUGUCCACCCACAUCGUGGCCUGCCUGCUUCUCUACAGACACAGACAGGGAAUCGAUCUCUCCACAUUGGUAGAAGACUUCUUUGUGAUGAAGGAGGAGGUUCUGGCUCGUGAUUUUGACCUGGGGUUCUCAGGAAAUUCAGAAGAUGUUGUCAUGCAUGCCAUACAGCUCCUGGGGAACUGUGUCACAAUCACUCACACCAGCAGGAAUGAUGAGUUUUUUAUUACUCCCAGCACAACUGUCCCAUCCGUCUUUGAACUCAACUUCUACAGCAACGGGGUACUUCAUGUCUUUAUCAUGGAGGCUAUCAUAGCCUGCAGCCUGUACGCAGUUCUGAAUAAGAGGGCCUCGGGAGGGCCCACCGGCCCCUCUGGCAGCAUGGUGAGCCAGGAGCAGUUGGUGCGGAAGGCUGCCAGCCUGUGCUAUCUGCUCUCCAAUGAAGGCACCAUUUCUCUCCCCUGCCAGACGUUUUACCAAGUUUGCCAUGAAACAGUAGGAAGGUUUAUUCAGUACGGCAUCCUUACAGUGGCAGAGCAAGAUGAGCAGGAAGAUAUCAGUCCUGGUCUUGCAGAGCAGCAGUGGGACAAGAAGCUUCCGGAGCCUUUGUCUUGGAGGAGUGAUGAAGAAGAUGAAGACAGUGAUUUUGGUGAGGAGCAGCGAGAUUGCUACCUGAAGGUGAGCCAGUCCAAGGAGCACCAGCAGUUCAUUGCCUUCCUGCAGCGGCUCCUUGGGCCCUUGCUGGAGGCCUACAGCUCUGCCGCCAUCUUUGUUCACAACUUCAGUGGUCCUGUUCCUGAGCCUGAAUAUCUGCAAAAGCUGCACAAGUACCUGCUAACCAGGACAGAAAGAAAUAUUGCAGUUUAUGCCGAGAGUGCCACAUACUGUCUCGUGAAGAAUGCUGUGAAGAUGUUUAAGGAUAUUGGGGUUUUCAAAGAGACCAAGCAGAAGAGAGUAUCUGUUUUAGAACUGAGCAGCACUUUCCUACCUCAAUGCAACCGGCAGAAACUGCUAGAGUAUAUCCUGAGCUUUGUGGUGCUGUAGGUGAAGGGCUGGAGAGAGCCCCUCGCAUGCUCAUCCUCUGGCCUCACGCCCAAACGCCCUCGCAUGACCAGGCCUGCCCUGUGCUGAGGUGACUUUCCGGAAGACAAGUGCCUUCUCCCUCUGUGGACUGUGCUCGUCGCGGCCCGAGACGCAGUGGCCUGUGGAUAACACUGUGGAGGCCUCUGGCCUCUGUCUGCAGCCCGUAAUCAGUAGGUUUCUAGAUGACGUCUCAAUAAAUUAUUUUGAAGUUUAUUAAAGAUUUACAUUUUAAGUACAACUUUUAAGGACUAAUUGCUGUGAUGGACACAGAAGUAUGUGCUAGAACUGAAUCCUGUGUAGGAUUCAUGAUGCUGUUGGGUAAUUCAUUGUUAUAUUUUCUGAUUAAUGGUUAUUAUCUCCUUUAAAAAUAAUGGAAUCAUCCAUUCACUCUUUUUCAAUCUUACAUUUGUCAAUAACGGCUGAAUUCCGAAUGGGAACCCAGAGCACCUUGUAGAUGAAUGGGCUGGGGACGUUGUGCCCAGGUAUUAGUGCAGUGUUCUUUGCAGUCAGAUUUAGGAAGCAUUUAAGAGCUACAUGAAAACAGGCAGUAUUAGUGUAGGUCAGGAAUUGAGAGAUUGUUAUCAGCUAGCCAACAUCAGGAGAUAAAUUUGGCUGGCAAAAUUCAAGGUAAAGCUGGGCAUGGUGACGCACGCCUGUAAUCAUAGCACUUGGGAGGCUGAGGCAGGAGGAUCAUUGAAAGUUUGAA
Octodon degus (degu) is the source of this 3688-nucleotide messenger RNA. RefSeq names its product glycerol-3-phosphate acyltransferase, mitochondrial (gene Gpam). The transcript is spliced from 22 exons. The coding region runs from base 424 to 2943 and encodes 839 amino acids. The record is from RefSeq and is a predicted model, not a curated record. NCBI's taxonomy places the organism in Eukaryota, Metazoa, Chordata, Mammalia, Rodentia, Octodontidae. Gene Ontology annotation, molecular function: glycerol-3-phosphate O-acyltransferase activity. Gene Ontology annotation, cellular component: mitochondrial membrane; plasma membrane. Gene Ontology annotation, biological process: phospholipid biosynthetic process.